UAAAACGGCCCGGCGUCGCACGCCUUGCACAUUCCGCUGUGGGAUUCGCUGAACGCAGGCAAAGCGACAUGAGAAUAUUGAAAUCCACCCUAAUCUUGGCCGUGGCCAUCAGCCUAGCCACGGCAGAGGAGAAGGCGGAAAAGAAGGCUGAGCUGACCGAGAAGAAACAGGACAAGCGAGGACUCUCGAACUUCGGCUGGCACGACUUCGGGGGCCAGGAGUCCCACGGCUUCGGCGACAGCCACGGCCACGAGAGCCACGGCCACGAACACCACGAGGUCCACAAAACCAUCACCACCGUCAAGAAGGUCCCAGUGCCCUACCCCGUCGAGAAACACAUCCCCGUCCCUGUAGAAAAAGUCGUCCACUACCCGAUCAAAGUACACGUGCCCCAGCCGUACCCAGUCGUCAAAACUGUACACUACCCCGUCAAGGAAAUCGUCAAAGUACCAGAAUACAUCAAGAAACCUUACCCAGUUGAGAAGGAAGUGCCUGUACCAGUGAAGGUCCAUGUCGAAAGACCCGUAGCCGUCAAGGUUUACGAAAAGGUCCCCUACCCGGUCGAGAAACACGUGCCGUACCCCGUUGAAGUGCACGUGCCCCAGCCCUACCCAGUAGAGAAGGAAGUGAAAUACCCAGUGAAGGUUCCCGUUAAGGUGUCCGUGCCCUACCCAGUUGAGAAAAUCGUCCACUACCCCGUGAAGGUCCAUGUUGACCGCCCGGUGCCCGUCCACGUUGAGAAGCCAGUGCCUUACACCGUUGAGAAGAAAGUGCCUUACCCAGUGGAGAAGAAGGUGCCCUACCCAGUGAAGGUGCACGUUGACAGGCCAGUCCCAGUUCACGUUGAGAAGCCAGUGCCCUACACCGUUAAAGUGCCGUACCCCGCGCCCUACCCAGUUGAGAAGCUGGUGCCUUACCCAGUUGAGAAGAAGGUGCCUAUCCCCGUCCACACUUUAGUGGAGAAGCCAGUGCCAGUUCACAUUGAGAAGCACAUUCCCCACUACGUGGAGAAGCACGUGCCUCACCCAGUGAAGAUCGCAGUUCCCGUCAUCCAGGAGCACCACCAUGAAUCUCACCAUCACGAGCACCACGGCAUCGAGAGCUCCGGUUUCGGAGGCCACGGUCUCGAGGGCCACGGUCUCGAGAGCCAGGGUCACGAGAGCACUGGUCACGAGAGCCAGGGUCACGGGAGCACUGGUCACGAAUCUCUAGGAAGCUACGGGGAAGGCCAUGGGUACGAGCACCAUGACUUCGGAGGCUACGAGGGUGGACACCAUUAGGACUGAUCUCUUUGUUGUUUAGAUUGUAAAUGUUAACUUGUGUAUAGUCAGCUUAAGUAUUGUUUAGUUUUUGCGACUGGUUUGUAAAUAGUACGGAGAGUAUUAAAAACGUGAUAUAUUUUUUUUA
Messenger RNA from Leguminivora glycinivorella, 1407 nucleotides. RefSeq names its product pollen-specific leucine-rich repeat extensin-like protein 1. Lineage: Eukaryota; Metazoa; Arthropoda; Insecta; Lepidoptera; Tortricidae. The transcript has 2 exons. The record is from RefSeq and is a predicted model, not a curated record. Bases 69 to 1280 code for a protein of 403 amino acids.